UGGCGGCAUCCUUCUUGACAUCACUUCGGAUGACUUUAAAAGGUGUCCCCAGUCGGUGGCUCCUCACACAGAGCUGCCAGAGCCCGGCGUCGAGUGGGUGUUUGCGGCUGCAGGCUGCUCGGUGUCGGACGUUUCAGGUCUCCCCCGCUGCCUCCAUGUGCAGCUCCAGGACGGAGACACAGAGGAGCACACACACCGGAGACAAGAAAGCCAAGGUGGAGGAAGAGGAGGAGGAGGACGAUGGUCCGGAGUACAUACCCAGGAGAAAGGCGAAGAAUCCCAUGAUGAAGAUCGGCUAUGCCUGGAUGAUAGGCCUCCCCACAGGUAUAAUCGGCUUCCUCCUAGCCAAAAGGGAAGUGGACAAGAACCGACUGAAGCAGCUGAAGGUCCGACAGAGGAUGCGAAGGUCAAACGAUGGUAUCUACGAAGGCGGCCGCUCCCACCAUCAAGCAACAGAUGUUAAACUAGACCAGUGAUGCACAUGUGCGGCAGCUACCGUCUGAUUUUUGGCCACAUCCUGAAUGUCACUGCUGAGACAGAGACUCCUGCACUAAAGACUGAUUAUAGGCGAAGUGUCAAGUUUAUGAGCUGGUGUUAAGAACAUGGAGAACUGGGUAACUCUUUUUUCUUUAAACUGACGCAAGGAAUCUGGGAGGAAAUGUGAGGCUUUGUUCAUGAAAUCUGUUAUUUGCAGAUUUUGACUAAUUUUCUUGCUAAUGAUGAGAGAAUGAUGUGUAUAUGAUAUAUAUAUUACCCAUGAUGCCUGUAAAUAUGA
This is a messenger RNA of Scomber japonicus (chub mackerel), 775 nucleotides long. RefSeq names its product DUF4748 domain-containing protein. The transcript has 3 exons. The record is from RefSeq and is a predicted model, not a curated record. NCBI's taxonomy places the organism in Eukaryota, Metazoa, Chordata, Actinopteri, Scombriformes, Scombridae. The coding region runs from base 30 to 476 and encodes 148 amino acids.